Messenger RNA from Leptinotarsa decemlineata (Colorado potato beetle), 1660 nucleotides. Its product is annotated as mitochondrial outer membrane protein SLC25A46. Gene Ontology annotation, cellular component: mitochondrial outer membrane. Lineage: Eukaryota; Metazoa; Arthropoda; Insecta; Coleoptera; Chrysomelidae. The record is from RefSeq and is a predicted model, not a curated record. Gene Ontology annotation, biological process: mitochondrial membrane fission; mitochondrial fission.
UAGACAGAGACAGACAGUAUUUUUAACCUAACCUGAAAUUUAAAUGUCAGAUUUAGGUAAUAUGAAAAUAAAUCAACGAAUUAUUAAUUUGAAAAGAACAGAUUUCCGCGAAAUCUAGGUUUCAUCCAUCCAAAAACCCUAUCGAACUUAACAAACCAAAUCCCUGCUGAGUAUGAUUUGAAUCUCGUCAACCAUGGACAACCCCGCUUAUAUAUUCGGACGCGAAAACCAAAACGUAGACUACUUCAACAAUCCUGACUUGAUAAGGAGGCUACCUGUCCACGAUGAUAAUUUCCGAAUGCCCGAAAGAUUCGUCCCUUACACGCUAGACGAGGAUCCCAAAGUGAAGAGAUUCAUAGGCUCUGGAAUAACGUUCAUCAGCCUGGUGGCCGAGAAUCUACUGAGCCACCCUUUCGUGGUGUUGCGAAGACAAUGCCAGGUCCAUCACACUUCCCGCAGGUACCACCUGCAGCCCUUUACGCUGGUACCCGUGGUUUGGCGCUUGUACCAGCACCAAGGCUUGACGGCCAUGUGGAAAGGCGUGGGAUCUGUCUUGGUGGUUAGAGGUAUGACCUUAGGGGUGGAGGACCUCAUCUCUAAGUUCACCCCCUUGCCCAAGGAAAUCAGCUGGCAUAGCAGUUUGAAGCAGUUUUUUCAGCAUAUUGUAUUGAAAUGCGCUAGUCUAGCGAUAGUCACCCCGUUUUACUCAGCUUCUUUCGUGGAAACGGUUCAAAGCGAGAUCGCCAGCGAGAAACCUGGCAUUGUGGACGUGUUUAAGGAAGGUAUGAUGCGCCUCAUGCACUGGGGCUCUCCGACUAAUGGUAGGAUGCUCCCGGUGUGGGCUCUGAUUGUACCGACGGUAGCCCUAGGUCUGGCACGCUACUUGCUGUCCAUGCUGGUGAAGGGGGUGACUUCCAGAAUACUAGUGGAUCGAACGCAGAGGAAAUACGAACGAAAGGGGGCGUUGCUGAAGGAUAACAGUUCCGAUUUGCAGAACAUCGAGGUGAUUUCUUCAAUUUUCGCUGCUAUAUCGAGCGACAUUAUCUUGUAUCCGUGUGAGACCGUAAUACACAGGAUACACCUACAGGGUACUCGCACCAUUGUAGACAACUUGGACAGUGGAAGAUCGGUUUUGCCAAUAUUGACGAACUACACAGGUGCCUCGGACUGCUACGAGAGCUGUUUGCUCAACGAGGGGGUUUGCGGGCUGUACAAAGGCUUUGGGGCCCUUAUCCUGCAGUACGUUGCUCACAUAGCGCUUAUUAAAAUCAGCCAUUUUCUGUUGACGGAGAUCGGGGGCUGGUUGGGGGGCAACGAAAUUAAGCCUGCGGUUAAAGUUUCGCCACCGGCUGUAUCAAGUGUUACCAGUAUUCGAAGUUCGUAUCUAUUGCCAUAACUGUAGAAGGAGCUGUAAAAGGAUAAGAAAUAUUUCAAAAUAUUCAAAACUCGUAAUGUUAAGUUGAAAUAGUUCUAGUCAGUGGUUUCUAAAGGAUUAUCUUGAUCUUUGAAACAAAACUGGAUUUUUGGGGAUAAAUAUGUUUGUUUCUACUUAAUAUUAAUUCCAAAACAUUUAGUUUUAUGAAAGGUUAUUUGAAGUUAUUGUUUUAUUGUUUACCAUUUUAAUUAUUAUAUUGGAUAGCAAAUUAAAUGAUGGACAUAA